Lycium ferocissimum is the source of this 396-nucleotide messenger RNA. Its product is annotated as secreted RxLR effector protein 161-like. The coding region runs from base 1 to 396 and encodes 131 amino acids. NCBI's taxonomy places the organism in Eukaryota, Viridiplantae, Streptophyta, Magnoliopsida, Solanales, Solanaceae. The record is from RefSeq and is a predicted model, not a curated record. The transcript has a single exon.
AUGGACGACUCUAAGGAAAUUGAUACUUCUGUUGAUAUUGCAACAAAGCUCACCUUAGAUGAAUCAGGUACAUCGGUUGAGCAGAAACUUUACAAAGGCAUGAUUGGCUCUCUCUUAUACCUCACAGUUAGUAGACCUGACAUAGCAUUUAGUGUGGGAUUGUGUGCAAGAUUUCAGUCUAAUCCUAAGGAGUCCCAUUUAAAAGCGAUAAAAAGGAUUUUGAGAUACUUAAAAGGAACAAGCGAACUAGGCCUGUGGUACCCAAGAGGCAGCAAUUUCAACUUGGUAGGAUAUACUGAUGCUGACUAUGCUGGGUGUAUGGUGGAUAGAGAAAGCACUAUAGGAAUGGCACAUUUUAUGGGGUCAUGCUUGAUCUCAUGGGCAACAAAGAAAUAA